AUGCAUUCCCCCCGCGCGUCGAUCGAAGAGCCUCUCCUCUCUCCAUCCUCUUCGACAUCUACAUUUGCCGAGCCUACAAAAUCCAGCAUCGACGACACCCACCACACCCAUCUUGAAGACCCACCAGCCAAUCAUGACCCCUCUUCCACCACAGCCCAACCAGGCGUCCUCGCCAUCGAAGCCACAACACGCGCCUGGACAAAGCACUCCCUCACAACAGCCUACAUAAUGAUCUACCUCAUCUACUUCGUCGAAACACUACUCGCCGGCACAACAGCAGCGCUCGUACCAUACGUCACAUCCGCUUUCUCCAUGCACUCUCUCACGCCCACCGUUAGCAUACUGAGUAACGUCGUCGGCGGAGUCACCAACCUGACGAUCGCGAAGAUCAUCGAUGUCUUCGGGCGGCCGCAUGGCUUCAUCCUUUGCGUGAUUCUCGGUACGAUAGGAUUACUUUUGAUGACGGUAUGCGAGGGCGUGGGGACGUAUGCUGCGGCUAUGAUAUUUCAUACUGUGGGCAAUAAUGGCGUGCAGUAUAUCUUGUCGGUGUUCAUCGCUGAUACGACGAAGCUGGAGAACAGGGCGCUGAUGCAAGCGUUCAUGAACUCGACUGGCCUCAUCACAGGAUGGGUAGCUGGGCCGUUGGCGCAGAGAUAUCUGAAUGGCCUAGGAUGGCGGUGGGCGUUUGGUAUGUUCAGUGUACUUGUUCCGCUUGUCACGCUGCCGCUUUUUGGUCUGUUGGUGUGA
Molecule: messenger RNA, 747 nt
Organism: Alternaria arbusti
Lineage: Eukaryota; Fungi; Ascomycota; Dothideomycetes; Pleosporales; Pleosporaceae
Exons: 1
Coding region: 1-747 (248 amino acids)
Biological process (GO): transmembrane transport
Molecular function (GO): transmembrane transporter activity
Source: RefSeq, a predicted model, not a curated record